Molecule: messenger RNA, 1327 nt
Organism: Westerdykella ornata
Lineage: Eukaryota; Fungi; Ascomycota; Dothideomycetes; Pleosporales; Sporormiaceae
Exons: 2
Coding region: 74-1219 (381 amino acids)
Biological process (GO): tRNA 5'-leader removal; rRNA processing; intronic box C/D snoRNA processing
Cellular component (GO): ribonuclease MRP complex; nucleolar ribonuclease P complex
Molecular function (GO): RNA binding
Source: RefSeq, a predicted model, not a curated record
CGCGCCAGCCAGACGUGUAAACACCUACCGUCUUCCGCACUCCCUAUAAAAUACCCAUUCCUCAUUGCAUAACAUGGCACCAGCGCCAAACCCCAAACAAGGCAAAAAGCGCACGCGCAACGGAACCGAAAAGCCCCAACAGCAAUCCAAGACACCUCCUACCAGCACCUUAGCUCCAUCCGAGAAACCCCAAACCGGCUCCAAUACACCACCCAAUACUCUUACGACCCAUCCGACUCCGCAAACCCAUUCAAGCCCAAAUCGCCCCGCAGGCCAACAAUCCCAAAUGCCACCACCUCCGCGACCCAAUCCCCCGCACCCGCCCUCCCUCUCCACCGCCCCCAAACAAGAUCAACAACAGAGCAAGAGCAAGAUACAAAAAGUCCCGCGCCUCCCACCCCAAACCACCAAAAUCACAACCCGCCCCCUCCCACACCCGCCCAUCCCCUCCCCCUUCUCCGCCUCCACCUCCCCAAAAACAAUCUACAUAACCACCACCUCGCCCUUCAUCCCCGCCAUCAAACGCAUCCGCGGGCUGCUCGCCGAAAUCAAAAAACGCGAGGACCAAUCCACCGCCGCUACGUUAUCGGGCAGAGCGAGGAACAUCUAUGGCCGUAAAAGCAGGAGCAAGACUGGCACCAGGAGGGCAGGAGCGGGGGCGAGGGGCGCAAGAGGAGGAGGAGUUCCUGGUGUUAGUGGAACCGGAAGACCAGUUAUGAAUCUCGUACCCGAUGGCACGCUGACGGAGCGCGACGUCGAAGCCGCGAUCGCGGAUUCGGCAGCCUCGCUUGCGUCCGGCGGCGGCACCAGCAUGCGGAAAGGCAGAGAGUGCGUGUACAUCAAAGCGACGGGGCGCGCGAUACCCCGGGCGCUGGAGAUCGGUGUGUAUUUCCAGGCCCAGAGCGAUUGCGGGGUUAGGGUGGAGAUGGGGAGUGUGAAGGCUGUUGAUGAUAUUGAGGUACUGCCUCCAGAACAAGAUGAAGGGGAGGGGGAAGAGAAAGAGGUAAGGGAUGAAGAGGGCGAUGUGGAUAUGCGGGAUGUGGGAGGGGAGGAAAGUACGGGUAGGGAGGGGAAGCGGCUGCAGGAGGACCUCCAAAAGGGAGAAAAAGAGAAGAGGAAGAAAGUGACGGGCAAGAAAGCUAGCAUGCCACGGGAAGAUAUACCCGAGACGCGAAUCCGCACCCUAAGUGCCAUAACCGUAUCAGUAUGGUCUGUAUGAAUACCUCUCAGGCACAACCUCCCACUUGAGAGCAACGCACCUCUCUAGCUCCGUUGUGCAUAUAUAGCAGAUACCCCUAGACUUUAUGAUAAUGGGUCUCAAUCACAC